Molecule: messenger RNA, 1871 nt
Organism: Acanthaster planci (crown-of-thorns starfish)
Lineage: Eukaryota; Metazoa; Echinodermata; Asteroidea; Valvatida; Acanthasteridae
Molecular function (GO): oxidoreductase activity
Source: RefSeq, a predicted model, not a curated record
GCCCACCAUCACAAAAAACGAAAGUGAUAUCUGGAUGAGGUUGGUGACCUACUGGAAUAUUCAGGGCCAAUACAUGAUGACCUGUGGAUGGGUUGAGCAUAACUAUAUCAUUACAACUUGCGCAAGGGUUGAACGAGUAAUUUCGGUGGAAACAAGAGGACCGGACUUUUUUUUCUCUCAGACUGGUCGGACACGAUUAUGGGAUCAUUCAGCAGAAAGGUUGCCCUAAUUACAGGUGCCAGUUCGGGGAUAGGGGCUGAGACGGCCGUUCAGCUAGCUUCACUGAGUUGCCAGCUUUCCCUGACCGGACGCAGCGCAGAGAAGCUGCAGAAAGUGAAACAACAGUGCGUCGAACGUGGCCUUGCAGAGGACUUGGUCCUGCUGUUGCCAGGCGACCUUACAGAAGAUUCCUUCCUGGAAAAGAUAGUAGAAAAAUCAUUGGAGCACUUUGGAUCUCUCGAUAUUUUGAUAAACUGUGCUGGUCAGCCGCAUUUAGGAACCUUGGAAACAUCCACCAUGGAUAAAUUUGAUGAGAUUUUCAGUGUUAACUUGAGGGCACCGUUCAUCUUAACACACCUUGCCCUCCCACACCUAAUACGAUCCAAAGGUGUUGUUGUCAAUGUUUCCAGCUGUGUUAGUAUCACUGCCCAUCCGAGCAGCCUGGUCUAUAGUAUGUCAAAGGCAGGAAUGGACGGCCUUACGUACACCACAUCUGAAGAAUACGCUGAACAGGGGGUGCGCGUCAAUUCUGUGAAUCCUGGUGCUACUAUGACGGCACUUUUCGACCGAAAUGGAGCUGAAAUUGACAAGGUGAUUGAGUUGAGUAAGAAGCGCCAUCCACUGGGUCGGCCUGGCAAGGCUUCGGAGGUUGCCAAGGCAAUUGUAUUCCUUGCCUCGGAUUCAGCUGCCAUGGUAAGCGGCUGCUGCUUGGGUGUCGACGGAGGGCGCUCUGUACGUCCCGGCGCGCCACUCGUGCCGACGGAGAACGAUCCGGGCGUGAAGUUUCCGGUGUGAAAUAAAAACAACAUUGGAUAAUGAUGACGACUUCAGACAGCCCUGUUGUUCACGGCAGUUCAUAUGUAUGAGAUAUCAUUCCUUCUAAGGUGCCCCCCUUGCCUUUAUUUUUCUCUAACGGCUUCUUAGUUACCUCGCAAGUCACCUGGGCUCCAAUAUCCUUGGAGCGUACUUGUUCUGUUGUUGAAAACGCGGGGAAAAGGGAAAAGCGAAAACUGACGUGCUUAUUGAAAUCUUUGCUGUACUUCAGCACCGAGUUUUAUGUGUGGUCCCCAGGAGGUAUCUCCCCAUUGUUGCAGAUGUGCAGUGUAAGUGUUCGCAGAAGCUUGAAACUGCACGUCUCGUCAUUCUGUUAAUUCCUAGUGCCAUAAAUUCCAGUGCUAGAAACCAGUACAUUAUGACAUACGUGUAAAUGAAACUACAGGCUGGGGAAAGUCCCUUCAGGAUUUUCUAAGAGGGACGAACACAGUGAUAACUACUUUAUGACGUCACAUGCCAUUACAUCAUCCACAGAGCAAGGACACAUACAUCAUAUGACUGUAUUUUAUUACAAAAUCUCUAAAAUAAAAUCUCAAAUUUACGGAAAUAAAUUUUGAUGCUUAGAGUCGAUUGAAAUCGUGGUCUUUACAACAGUAUUCUAAGGAAGAUUCGCGAUUUCUUUACGCACAAAAAGUACCAAAAUUCAAUCGUUCUAUCUCGUGAACUAAGGACAGCAUUGUAGCAUUUCAACAGCAGCAAGUGUUUGGCAGUUAUAUUAAUGAAUAAUAAAGCAGCAGCAUAUGCGUUUUCAAAUGAACUCCAUUUUCUAUCUACAAGAAUAAAAUAUCAAAUCAGUGCUGUGAAAUAUGUGAUUGCCG